AAGGGCCCCACCAUUCGGGAUUAGCUAGCAUAUGCAUGCACAGAUCGCCUUAGCUCUUAACCGUUUUCUUAAAAGCUCGAGUACAAUUAAUAACAUUCCAAAAACCCGAAGUUCAUUAACCAGGGGGCUAUUAGGGGAAUGCAAAAACGCAGAUUAAGGUACGUAUAGUCUAAGCUAGUACAUGGGACCGACUCAGAUGAGAGACAAACUUCAGGAAGUACAUUGAAAUUCAGAUAUAUGUAUAUAUAUAUGUGUGUGUGUGUGUGUGUGUGAAUUCCUAAAUUAGAAGUCCUGAGAGAGAGAGAGGGGUAAGAGAGAUGGUGAACAUAUUCAGAGCCAACACCUUCCUCCGAGGGGUCAUGAAACUCGUGGGGCUAAGACCUCAAAAGAUAGAGAUCGAGCCAGGAACAGUGAUGAACAUAUGGGCCCCGACGAGGACCUCUGACAAGCCCGCUGUCGUGCUUCUCCAUGGUUUUUCGCUCGACGGGAUACACACGUGGCAGUUCCAUGUGCCCUCGCUGGCUGGGAAGUACUCGGUCUACGUGCCAGACUUCAUGUUCUUCGGCAGCUCCACCACCGACAGGCCGGAGCGAUCCGUGGCCUUCCAGGCGCAGUGCGUAGACAGGGCAUUGAAGAGACUCGGGGUGGGCCGGUGCAUCGUGGCAGGGUUCAGCUACGGGGGGAUUGUGAGCUUUGAGCUCGCCCGAACGUGCCCGGAGCUGGUCGAGUCCCUAGUGGUGUGCGGCUCAGUCAUGACACUGACCGAGUCGAUCACUGCCGAUUUCUUCCGGAGGAUGGGUAAUGAUGGACUCAAGCUCUCUGGGUGGUCGGACUUGCUACUGCCUGAUUCGGCAAAGGGUGCGAGAACAACACUUGAAAUCGGGACGUACAUGCUGCCCCAAUGGAUCCCUGAUUGCAUUUUCAGGCAAUAUCAAGAGGUAAUGUCAGAGCACAUAAAAGAGAAGGCCGAGCUUUUAGAAGCUUUAGUCAUCCCUGACGACGAAGACCCAAAUAAAAUUUCAACCUUAUCUCAGAGGGUGCACUUGUUGUGGGGGAAGGACGAUAAGAUUUUCCCCAUGAAAAUUGCAAUUUCUUUAAAAGAAAAAUUGGGAGAAAAGGCAACAUUGGAGAGCAUAGAGAGGGCAGGUCACUUGGCAAUGUUGGAGCGACCCAUUGUUUACAAUCGGCUUCUAAGGAAAGCUCUCGCCUCUCUUAUCGAAGCUGGGGCUCAUCCUCACUCCCAAUAGCUAGCAAAAAAUUAUGAUGCGUUUGAAUUUAGAGUUGAGUUGAGUUGAGUUUUGAUUUUAAUUGGUUUGUAAUGAUUGUAUUGUUGAAUUAUGAGAAAAAGUAUGAAAAAGUAAUGUAUAGUUAAGA
Punica granatum (pomegranate) is the source of this 1374-nucleotide messenger RNA. The record is from RefSeq and is a predicted model, not a curated record. Lineage: Eukaryota; Viridiplantae; Streptophyta; Magnoliopsida; Myrtales; Lythraceae.